Molecule: messenger RNA, 4999 nt
Organism: Anoplophora glabripennis (Asian longhorned beetle)
Lineage: Eukaryota; Metazoa; Arthropoda; Insecta; Coleoptera; Cerambycidae
Gene: Top2
Product: DNA topoisomerase 2
Exons: 10
Coding region: 129-4856 (1575 amino acids)
Biological process (GO): resolution of meiotic recombination intermediates; DNA topological change; sister chromatid segregation
Cellular component (GO): nucleus
Molecular function (GO): ATP binding; DNA topoisomerase type II (double strand cut, ATP-hydrolyzing) activity; DNA binding
Source: RefSeq, a predicted model, not a curated record
ACGAACUGCCAUUUGAGUUUGUGUUGAAGAGUUCCAGUGAAAUGUUAAACAUAUAAAAACAAAUACCUAUGGUGUUUUGCUAACACAUCUAUCUAUUUUAUUAACAGUUGUGCAGUAGAUUUGGAAGAAUGGCCGAUAUAAGGAGUAUGUUUUCCAAGAUGAGUGCGACUACCGCAAAUGGUAAUGAAGGCAGUGGUGAGAAUGAGACAGAUGUUCCUCCUCCCAAGCAAAACAAAAAACAAACUAUCGAAAAGACUUACCAGAAAAAAUCUCAAUUGGAACACAUUUUGCUCCGUCCUGACAGUUACAUUGGAUCAGUUGAAAAAGUUACAGAAUUAAUGUGGGUAUAUGACAGUGAUAAGGAGAUUAUGUUACAGAAACAAAUAGAGUAUGUACCGGGAUUAUAUAAAAUAUUUGAUGAAAUUUUAGUAAAUGCGGCCGAUAACAAACAGAGGGACAAGAGGAUGGAUUGUAUAAAAAUAGAAAUAAACGCUGAUGAUAAUUUAAUUUCGGUUUGGAACAACGGUCAGGGGAUUCCGGUAGUGAUGCACAAAGAUGAGAACAUGUAUGUACCUACUAUGAUUUUCGGCCAUCUUUUGACUUCUUCGAAUUAUAACGAUGAAGAAGAGAAAGUUACUGGAGGCAGGAACGGGUAUGGAGCAAAGCUGUGUAACAUUUUUAGUACAAAAUUCACAGUAGAAACUGCCACAAAAGAGUACAAAAGACAGUUUAAGCAAACUUGGGGUAGCAAUAUGACCAAGGCGUCCGAACCAAGAGUGAAAGAUUUUACAGGAGAUGACUUUACUAAAAUCACGUUCUCACCGGAUUUGUCAAAAUUUAAAAUGGAUAAGUUAGACGCUGGAAUAGUGGAACUCAUGUCCAGAAGAGCAUACGAUAUCGCGGCCUCUUCUCGAGGCGUUAAGGUAUUUUUGAAUGGCAAAAGAUUACCAGUGAAAAGUUUUAAAGAUUAUAUAGAUUUGUACAUAAAAGGGAAAGAGGAUGAGUCAGGAAAUAACUUGAAAAUAAUUUACGAACAGGCUAAUGAAAGGUGGGAAGUGGCGAUGACUAUUUCCGAUAAGGGUUUCCAGCAGGUGUCCUUUGUGAACAGCAUUGCCACGACAAAGGGUGGCCGCCACGUCGAUUACAUAGUGGACAUGAUUGUAAAACAAAUUGUUGAAAUUAUAAAGAAGAAAAAUAAGGGUGGUGUGAAUAUAAAACCUUUUCAAGUGAAGAACCACAUGUGGAUAUUUAUAAAUUGUCUGAUCGUCAAUCCCACUUUCGACUCGCAAACUAAGGAAAACAUGACAUUGCAAGUGAAGAAUUUUGGAUCGAAAUGUUCGUUGAGUGAAAAAUUUAUCAGUCAGGUGACCAAAAGCGGGCUAGUCGAAUCGGUACUUUCCUGGGCAAAGUUUAAAGCACAGAAUGAAUUGGCGAAAACCAGCGGUAAGAAACAAAGCAAAUUAAAAGGCAUCCCCAAGUUGGAAGACGCUAACGAGGCUGGAACCAAAAAUGCUCUAAAAUGUACGCUGAUCUUGACCGAAGGAGAUUCAGCUAAGACUACAGCUGUUUCUGGACUGAGUGUUAUCGGACGAGAUUAUUAUGGGGUUUUCCCACUGAGAGGUAAACUACUGAACGUGAGAGAAGCCACGCACAAACAGAUUCUAGAGAACGCAGAAAUCAAUAAUCUCAUAAAAAUCCUCGGACUACAGUACAAAAAGAAGUACAACUCCUCCGAGGAUAUGAAAACCUUACGGUACGGUAAAGUAAUGAUAAUGACCGAUCAGGAUCAAGAUGGCUCACAUAUCAAGGGUUUACUCAUAAAUUUCAUACAUCACAACUGGCCGGAGCUCCUAAAACAGGAUUUCUUGGAGGAAUUCAUCACUCCCAUUGUUAAGGCGAAGAAGAAAAAUGAACAAAUAUCAUUUUAUUCGCUUCCGGAAUUCGAGGAAUGGAAGGCGAAUACGGCCAAUCACCACACCUAUUCUAUUAAAUACUACAAAGGUUUGGGUACCUCCGAUUCAAAGGAGGCGAAAGAGUAUUUCAGCAACAUGACUCGCCACAGGAUCAGAUUCCGUUACCAAGGCCAGCAAGACGAUGACCAUAUCGUGCUGGCCUUCAGCAAAAAACACAUCGAACACCGUAAGGAAUGGCUCACAAAUUUCAUGGUGGAGAGCAGGAGGAGGAAAGAGAUCGGCUUGCCCGAAAAAUACCUGUACGGCAAAGACACUAAGUUCGUAUCGUACACAGAUUUCGUGAAUUUGGAAUUGGUACUUUUCUCGAACGGCGAUAAUGUCAGGUCCAUCCCCUCGCUGGUUGACGGACUGAAGCCUGGUCAGAGAAAGGUGCUGUUCACCUGCAUAAAAAGAAACGACAAACGUGAAAUUAAAGUGGCGCAACUGGCCGGCUCAGUCGCUGAGCACUCGGCCUACCAUCACGGCGAGACAUCCCUUUGUAUGACCAUCGUAAACUUAGCCCAGAACUACUUGGGCAGCAACAACAUCAACCUCCUGGAACCCAGGGGUCAGUUCGGCACGCGACUGGCCGGCGGCAAGGACUCGGCCAGCCCCAGGUACAUAUUCACCAAGAUGUCACCGUUGACCCGUAUGAUCUUCCAUCCCCACGACGAUCCCCUGCUCAAACACGAAUACGACGACAAUCAGAAAAUCGAACCCGUCUGGUAUAUACCCAUCAUACCGAUGAUUCUGGUCAACGGCGCCGAGGGCAUCGGUACCGGGUGGAUGACUAAAAUUCCCAACUACAAUCCCAGGGAGAUAGUGAGUAACAUCAGGAAGAUGUUGGACGGGGACGAUCCCGAGGAGCUGGUCCCUUGGUAUAAGAAUUUUAAGGGGACGGUCGAGUUCUGCGGCGACCAGAGGUACGUGAUAAGCGGAGAGAUUUCGAUAGUCGGGAAUGAAAAGGUGGAAAUAACGGAACUGCCUGUUGGAACGUGGACCCAAAAUUAUAAGGAGAACGUUUUGGAACCCAUGGUGCACGGCUCGGAAAAGGUCAAAGCAGUAUUAUCGGAUUAUAAAGAGUACAACACUGACACCACGAUCAAGUUCAUCAUCGCACUGCAAAACGGUCAGAUGGAAGUGAUGGAGAAGGAAGGCCUGCAUAAAGCUUUCAAACUGCAAACGAUCGUUAACACGAGUUCAAUGUGCGCCUUCGACGAGUUUGGUUGCCUCAGGAGAUUCGACUCGGUAAUGGUCAUCCUCCAAGAAUUCUACACUCUCCGCCUUAAGAUGUACCAAAAACGCAAGGAGUUCCUGGAGGGCAUGCUGGAAGCGGAGGCCGCCAUGCUCAGCAACAAAGCCAGGUUCAUAAUGGAGAAGUGUAGCGGCGAGUUGGUGGUGGAGAACAAGAAGAGGAAGACGAUAGUUGACGAGCUGCUCAAGCGAGGGUACGCCCCGGAUCCUGUCAAAGAGUGGAAACGGCGCAACAAGGAGGAUGAGGAGGAGGACGAGCCUGCCGAAGAGGAAGAAUCUCAAGAGGAAGAGGAGUCGUCUAAGAAGAAGAAGCCUGUCGAUUCGGAAAAAUUGUUCAAGAACCUGUCCGACGUCAAGAAGUUUGACUAUCUGCUGGGCAUGUCCAUGUGGAUGCUGACAGAGGAGAGGAAGAACGAGCUGUUGAAGCAGAAAGACAUAAAAUUGUCGGAAUUGGAGACCUUGAAGAAGAAAACGAAUGCGGAUCUAUGGCGGGAGGAUCUGGAUACGUUCAUGGAGGAGCUGGACAAAAUCGAAAAAAAGGAACGCGAGGACGAAGCCGUUUCUAUGAAGAAAGAGAAGAAACCAGUGUUUGGUAGGAAGAAGCUACACUUGGACGAGACUAUGCCCUCGCCUACCGCGCGUAGGAUAGAACCUACCAUCAGCGACGACAUAAAGAAGAAGAUCCAAAAUGCAGUCAAGUUCAAGGAGAAUAAAAUGAAGAAGGGACUGAAGAAGGAAAAUAUUGCCGAGGACGAAGACGACGAGUUUGACGAUAUGGUGAAGAGCAAGAAGACCCUGAAGGACAAACUGGGUACACCGGAGGAGAUCGCGAAGAAGGCUAGGAAGAAGAAAGGAGAUGCCGGCGAUGGCCUUAAACAAACCAAACUUAACUUCAACAAAGUUAACGGAUCCCCGAAGAAACGAGGACGGAAGAAGAAGGACUCCGACAGCGAAGAGGAGGUCAUGGUCUUGAGCGGUUCGGACGUGGAAUUCAGCAGCGUUCCCAGUCCCGUUGUCAAAGAGAGGACCAUGAACCGCCGAGCCGCCACCAAAGUGAUCAAGUACAGCCUCUCCGAUGACGACAGCGAUAAAUCCGUCGGCGAGCCGGAACUACACGACAAUGAUGCCAUCGCGGACAAUUCCAAGACGGAGAUCCUUUCGAGUUCCGACGAGGAGGAGAAACCUCCAACGAGGCACGAGACAUCGGAAGACAUGUUCGACAGUUUAAUAGGGAAGAAGAAGGAAGAGCCGGCGCCCCCCGUAAAUAAACGGAAAAAAAUCGACGAGAGUCAGUCGGAUUCGGAGGAUGAUAUGUUUUCGAGUAAAAAGAGCAAAUCUAAGUCGGCUUCUAGUGAUGAGGAAGCGUUCGUAAGUAAAAAGACCACCAAAUCUAAACCGAAAGCUAAGGAAGACAAACCGAAAAAGCCCAGACAGAAGAAGAAGAAGUCCAGCGAUGACGAGGACAUGCCCUCAAAGAAAACUAAAGCCAGAAGGAAGAAAAACGACUCUUCGGAUGAAGAUUUCAACUUUGAGUCUGAGAAAGACAAGAUGAAAAGUGAUAGCGACCAAGAAAUAAAAGCUCCUAGGUCCGGUAGAGGGGCCGCUAAAUCAAAGUACGUGUUUGAUGACUCCGAUGAAGACUCAUAUUGAGAAUAUCCCCUUAACAAAUGAUUUUUAUAUUUUAAGAAGUAUUUUUUUAUUUUAUCCAUAAUUUUUUGAUAUUUAUUCUUUCGCAAUUGCUGUUGUAACUUUCACAUAAUUCGUUUUUAAUAAAAAAAAGGAUUUGUUUAGUA